AGGAAAACAUAAAGAGAAAGAAAGAAGAAAGAAGAAAGAAAUUGGAGAAGGCGAAAGGCAAAGGGGAUUUUCAAAACUCGUGAAAAAUCUGAGAGAGGGAUUUUCAGCGUUCAAACUUUUCUCCCCUCUCUCUCUUUCUCUGUGUUCGUUCGUUUCCACUCGAACCCUAUUGUCGCUUAUUUCAUGAACUUCCACCGCCGAGAAUGGCCGCUGAGUCACCGCCGGAUAACAUUGUACUGAAUUUAGCUAAGUUAGGGUUUCAGUUGGAUAUCGGAUUCGGAGAUCUCUGUUCUUCUCAACACUCAACUAAUUAAUUAACCGAUUAUUCUUUUUUCUUGAAACCACGUCACCGUUUUCGGCUGGCGGAUCUCCAAUUGUUGUUGGAACUGCCAUGAUGGUGAGGGGAGGACAGUGCUUCGAGAAACUUCGGCGGUUUGCUCGGACGGUUUUCUUCGUGGCGGCAUUGGUGGCGUCGCUGCUCGUGACGUCGCUGCCUGUGCUCGUCGCGGUUGUUGACGUGCUGGUCCCUUGCGUUCUCAUUUCCAGCUUCACCUGUGUCAAGUGCUACGGCUUCAAGGAGCAUUUGCGUCGUUACUCUUUCAAGAGCUCCUUGAUGGAUAUUCCUCUCGUUUCGGUCGUACGAUCCUUCAUCAUUAUCUGUGUUUAUUCUAUUUGUGAUGGCCCGGCUCUUUCGCAUGGUCCUUAUCUUGGAACUGUGACACUGUCUUCCUUUAUCUCAAUUGUCCUCCUAUCAGUCAAAGCUUGUGUUUUCUCAGUAAAUUCUCAGAUUGAAGCAGAAGCUACUAUUUCCCCCACAAGACAGAGACUCCAUUUAAAGAAGUCAUGGGGAAUGCCUGUCUUGUUUCUCUCGUCAGUUGUGUUUGCUCUUGGUCACACUGUGGUUGCUUAUAGAACCAGCUGCAGAGCAAGGAGGAAGCUCAUGUUUCAUAGAGUUGACCCCGAAGCGGUGCUUUCGUGCAAGAAUGUUUUCUCUGGUUAUCAGAAGGUCCCUCGGUCUCCUGUUCCCUCCGAGGGCAGAACCCCAAAAAGCGACGGUGAAAUGAAAAGGAAGCCUUUUGGAACAGCUCGUGAUGUAGAACUUCCACUUAGAUUACUUGCAGAUUCAGAGAGCUUAUUCAUCCCCUGCCAAGGUCUUACUCUCCAUUACAAGCUCAGCAUGCCUGGUUCACCGCCACUUAACAUGUCCUCAACAUUUUGCUCCACUUCAUCAGUGGCUGGGGGCUUGUCAAAGUUGAAUAGACAUUUGACUUGCAUAUCUCCAAAAUCCCAUCGGCAACUCUACCGGAGCUAUAGCAAUCAAUUCUAUGGAUCAUCUCUACAUGCUCCUCUUUUAGAUAUUCCAGUAACCUUUCCACAUCUUAAUGAAGAAAUCCCUGUUUUGCAUCUAGAUGAAAUUCGUGAAGAUGAGGACACAAUUAAAUUAGAGUCUUUGUCUUCGGAGCAGCAUGUAGAGGACAUCGGUCAAGUAGGUAUUAUUUUGAUACAUGGGUUUGGUGGAGGCGUCUUCUCUUGGCGACAUGUAAUGGGACCUCUAGCCCGGCAGAGUAAUUGUACAGUUGCGGCAUUUGAUAGGCCUGGUUGGGGAUUGACUUCAAGACUGAGCCGGGAGGACUGGGAGAAAAAGGAAUUGCCUAAUCCUUACAAACUUGAAAGUCAGGUUGUUCUCCUUUUGUCUUUCUGUUCCGAGAUUGGAUUUUCUUCAGUUGUUCUAAUUGGUCAUGAUGAUGGAGGGUUGCUUGCUCUGAUGGCUGCACAGAGAGUUCAAUCAUCAAUGAAUUCUUUCAACGUUACAGUGAAAGGGGUUGUAUUGUUAAAUGUUAACUUAUCAAGGGAAGUUGUUCCUUCCUUUGCUAAAAUCCUUCUGCAUACAUCUCUUGGAAAGAAACAUUUGGUUCGUCCCUUACUAAGAACAGAAAUCACCCAUGUGGUGAAUCGGCGGUCAUGGUAUGAUGCUACCAAACUGACAACAGAAGUUUUGACUCUAUAUAAGGCUCCGCUAUAUGCAGAAGGAUGGGAUGAAGCGCUUCACGAGAUUUGUAAAUUGUCAUCGGAAACCAUCGUCUCUGCAAAAAAUGCAGACUUAUUGCUACAGGCUGUAGAAGACAUUCCAGUGUUGGUCAUAGCCGGUGCCGAAGAUUCACUUGUCUCAAUGAAAUAUUGUCAAGCAAUGGCCUCCAAAUUUUUAAAUUCUAGACUGGUUGCAAUAUCCGGAUGUGGUCAUCUACCCCACGAGGAGUGUCCAAUGGCGUUGCUUGCGGCUAUAUCACCCUUUAUUAAUAAACUUUUCAAUGUAUAUAACUCUGAAAGGCAAUAGGUUGUCCAUCUCAUUUUCAGGUUUUUCAUUUAUAGGUUCAGUCUAUUAUUGUAGGGCGUUUUGUUCUUCUCUGUCUUGUCCUAUCAUUUUCCUGGCAUCCUCUUUCAUUUCUUUCUUUCUAAGCAAAUAGUACUUCCAAGAGAAAGAGAUCAAAGGCAUCAUCUUUUCUCUUGGGUGUUUUUGAUGUGUCCGCUUUAGGUGUUUUAGUUGUCGAUAUUUAUACUCAUUUGAGUUGCUUGUCAUUUCCCCUUAAAGAAAGCGGGGAUAUGAGUAGUAGAUAUCCAUUUGUAAAUUUAAUUUAUAAUGUUGUUUGAUUGUUUCUAGCUGCUAAA
Molecule: messenger RNA, 2667 nt
Organism: Vigna angularis (adzuki bean)
Lineage: Eukaryota; Viridiplantae; Streptophyta; Magnoliopsida; Fabales; Fabaceae
Exons: 7
Coding region: 392-2335 (647 amino acids)
Molecular function (GO): catalytic activity
Source: RefSeq, a predicted model, not a curated record